GAAGUGAGUGAGAGUGAGAGCGAUAUCCCGCCUAAUCCUAAUAUCUCGUUUCUCAUCGUGACUUUUCAAAUUCAAGCUCCUCUUUUGUCUCUUUCUCACUCUCUCGUUUAUUUUAACGUUGCUGUUUUCUUUUCCUCAUUUUUCAUCACCGACCAACAAAAAUUUCAAAUUGAUUUUCACCAAACCCUAAAACUACAAAUCCCUAAUUCUUCAACCCUAAUUCGAUCCCUAAUGUCUUCACCUGAUUCCACCGCUCCUUCUCUUCCUCUCUCCACUAAGGAGAACAUUACUCCAAUUUCCUCAAAAAUUGCGGAACUUAAUGAAUCAAGAUCAGAGCUACUCGGUCGAAUUCAGAGUUUGAAACAGGAUUUGCAAGGUUGGAGAUCGAAGUUAGAUACACAAGUUAAGGUCUAUAGGGAUGAACUGACAGACCUUAAGAAAACACUUAAUGUCGAAGUGGAACAACUUAGAGCAGAAUUUCAAGAUCUGAGGACCACUCUUCAGCAGCAACAAGAGGAUGUUACAACUAGCUUAAGAAACUUGGGGCUUCAGGAUGUCUCAGGAGAUGUAAAGCAAGCUCAGUCACAAGAAACCAAGACUGAAGAAAUCGCCAAGGAAGAGCAGCCUGUGUUACACUUACAUGAGGACGAGAAUACCAAGAUAGCUGAAAAUUAAACAGGCUUUUGUUUCGGGGUAUUUGCUACUAUUGAUGUAUACCCUAAGAAAAGCUGAAUGAUUUUCUGUGUGCUUGUAUUAUUAGUGUUAUGUUCUGUUCGAUUAGUGUUAUGUGCUUGUUAACCUCAUUGUUCAAUCUAUACUUUCUUAUACAAUUUGUUGCUUGCUUCUAUUUACUAUUAUUUAUAUGGAUUUAUAAUCAAAACA
Messenger RNA from Trifolium pratense (red clover), 882 nucleotides. RefSeq lists its product as uncharacterized. The record is from RefSeq and is a predicted model, not a curated record. The transcript has 7 exons. Bases 232 to 675 code for a protein of 147 amino acids. Lineage: Eukaryota; Viridiplantae; Streptophyta; Magnoliopsida; Fabales; Fabaceae.